UGUGUGUAAGUUGUCUCCACCAGGAAGUGUAGGCUGGAUCGUCGAAGCCUACACGAGAAAUGGCUUACGGUGGGUACGAGGCGUUGUUUGUCGAGUCUCUCGACAAGGACUACGAAUGUCCCAUUUGCCGACUGGCGUUGAGAGAUCCCGUACAGACGCCGUGCGGACACACUUACUGCAGCACGUGCUUUCACCGAGCCACCACAGAUGUACAACAUAGACGUCAAGACGAGAGAGAAGGACAAGAAAAUGAACAUAGUGAUGAAGAGGAAGAAGAAAGUGAAGACGAAUUCGAAGAAUUGGAAGUAGAUGAACUAGACGAAGAGGAAGAGAGACUGUGUUGUCCCAUUUGUAAGCAAAUGAUGCAUCCAGAUAAGGUAUUUGACGAUGCUAGACUGAAAAGGAAAGUUUUAUCUCUUAAAGUCCAUUGCACUAACAAAAAGUUAUUGACAUCUGAUGAUGAAUCGGUUUGCAACUGGACUGGCGAGUUAGUAUAUUAUCAGAAUCAUUUGGGCUGUUGUGACUACGAAAUAGUUUCAUGCACAAAUGACUGUGGAGACCAAUGUCAGCGAGUUAAGCUCGAGAACCAUUUGCUUCAUACAUGUGUUCGUCGUACUAUUUCGUGCUCUCAUUGCAAACUUAAAAUGGAGCAGAGAGAACUACGGACUCACUUGACCGUCUGUCCAAAAUUUCCCUUACCAUGUGAGCUAGCCUGCGGACUCAACAUUCACAGAGAAAACAUGCGGCAGCAUAUUUCCAAGAGUGGAGAAUGUGCCAACACAGUUCUUCCAUGUCAUUUCAAGAAUGUUGGAUGUAUUGUCACGUACAAGAGAUGUGAGCAGGAUGAACACCUGGGCAGCAGCGUAUUGCAGCAUCAGAAGAUGCAGCAUGAUGCAAUGACACAGCAGCAACAGAUCAUGCAGCGUAUGGCAACUCAGCUGCAAUCGGUAACAGAGCAACUCUCUCGAUUGACAACUGUAAACGUGGAGCUAAGGGAGAAGCUAACGCAAAAGGAUAACGCAAUGAGGUCACUUCAAUUAUCAGUGUGGCAAGUACAGCUAACUUCCGAGACACCAAUCUUGUCGACGUGUGGUCAUGCUAUGGUAAGAGUUAAUAUCAAAGAACAUGAUUGGUACGAAAGUCCACCAUUCCAUGCCCACAAGUCUGGCUACAUGGCCACAAUGAUUGUUUAUCACACUGACUAUGGAAGCGCAAGGAGUAGACAGAAGAAGAUGUGUGUUGCGUUGUGUCUGGCAAAGAGCAAGAAUGACGAGCGCUUAGAAUGGCCAUUCAAUAAAUGCCACCGCAUAACAUUGCUUGACCAACAAACUAGCGAUGUCUGCCACCGAGAAAAGGUGAUCGAUCCCAUGACAUUGGACGACAGUCUGGUUGACUAUUGUUUCAAUAAACCAGGUAGUCGGGAUCAGUCAGCAGUAACUGACGAGUUAAUUACACGUCGUAAACAACAUGCCAUGCUGUGUGUCCCACAUGCUGUCCUUUACAGAGGCAACUACGUGAAAAAUGACACAAUCAUCAUCGAUGUUCAAAUCGACGAUUAAUACAUUGUAGUGUGGCAUUUAUUGAUAACGUACGGAAUAAGGUGUUUCAAUGAAUUCCUACAGUGAUCUUUUACACAAAGAGAUGUAAUUUCAAAAUUUGGCAUUUCAGAAUUUGUCCACAUUGUAUGUAGACAAGUGCUGUGACUGCCCAUCUACGUUUGAAGCCCUCUUGAUCUGACAAUUCAAGGCAAUUUAGCAGGAGGCA
Molecule: messenger RNA, 1764 nt
Organism: Corticium candelabrum
Lineage: Eukaryota; Metazoa; Porifera; Homoscleromorpha; Homosclerophorida; Plakinidae
Product: TNF receptor-associated factor 6-B-like
Exons: 7
Coding region: 60-1559 (499 amino acids)
Biological process (GO): regulation of apoptotic process; signal transduction
Molecular function (GO): zinc ion binding; protein binding
Source: RefSeq, a predicted model, not a curated record